Messenger RNA from Megalopta genalis, 11148 nucleotides. The record is from RefSeq and is a predicted model, not a curated record. NCBI's taxonomy places the organism in Eukaryota, Metazoa, Arthropoda, Insecta, Hymenoptera, Halictidae.
AAGCGUAGAAAAACUUCUCGUCAACAGCAGCCGCCAUUUUACGUUAGCCGAUACUCGUGCGGUGCGGAACUCUCGCGAUCGCUUCUCCCGAGCGAAUUUCUGUGGCGCGCGGUGGCCGCCCCGGAGCCGACUCAUCUCGUCGUCCUCGCCUCCUGGCGUCCGUGAUUGCCUCGAACGUGCGGGGAAAGCGAGCCGCGUCCGCGGUGAUCGUUCGCGCGCCCCGUGUCGCAGUGUGCCAAGGCGAGAGAAGAGGAGAGGAAGAUGGUGCCAGCGGGCCUCGAGACCGAUAUCGUUGCUGCGAGAUAGCGCCGUGCGCGCAGCCAGUCCGCCACACUCGAGUGUUUGACGAGUCGUGCGCGACCGACUGCUAAGAAGACCAAUACAAAACGCGUUCGGACCUCGUUUGGCUGGCGUGUGCAUUUAAUUAUUACGCUGUGGUGAUCUUCGCGAUUACCGAAUAUACUACUCGAUAGUCCUGGUUAUUUCCUCUCGGCCUGUCCAGUUGUGCCUCGCCGCGAGUGGCCCGUGCGCCUGUCGAGGGACAAAAUUUACCGUGUGUGCGUGUGUGGGCUUUAGCGCGGGGUUCGACGUACCCCCCGACGAUGCCCAAUGGUUGAUCGUGUAACGAAGCGUGCUCGGGGACGCUCUACGCGCCGCGGUUCUCAUUGUUAUUGUCAUGCCUGCGAAUACGCUGAGAGAUUAGUGAAUAUUCGCGGCUUCAUAAAGGAAGCAGCACCAGCAACAGUAACCAGCAUCAUCGGCAGCGGUCUUCUAGUGGCGUAGUGCAGCGUUUCGCUCGCUCGCUCGCUCGUGUGUCUGUGUGUGUUACCCGUGUAUACGUGCCUGCCUGCUGCCUGCCUGCGUGCGUGCGUGCGGUCGACUCGACGACUCGCUAACGCCGCCGCCGCCGCCGCUGCUUACUUGCUACCGAGAGUAAACAGUCUGAAACAAGAAAUAAUUAACCCUCAAAAGGAACCAUGGCCGACCACCUGGUGGACGGCCCACCGCCGAGCAAGCGGCCGAAGCUUGCAGAUCCUUUUCAAGGAACCUCCGACUCCGCGGUGGGUAUGGCGCCUGUAAUGAUGAACCAUGCUUAUACAAACUACGGGGGAGGUGGCAGUGGUAACAUGCAACAAAUGCAGGGCCCGCCACAACAGCUACAUCUGCAACAGCAUCAGCUGCAGCCACAUUGGAACAACCAUACCGUCCAGAAAAGAAAUUACAUAACAAACACAGAUAUGUUUGAUCUUGAAAAUGAUCUACCUGACGAUCUGUUGUCAUCUGGUUCCUGGGGGUCUGCGACUGAGAGUGCUAAACCACCAGCUACAGGACCAGGACCAGGGCAGCAAAAUGGUGCCCUUGAUUCAGAGCUUCGACAGCAUGUACAACAACAACAACUUUCGCAUCAUUUAAUACAACAACAAGGCAACAAGAUGGUUGCUAAUUCUUUAGUAAUGGCUGCUGGAACUUUGGGUAACAAAAGUCCAAACAUGCAAUCUCCACCAAAUGUUUCUGUCUCUAAAGUAGUUGAUCCACAAAUGGUUGUGAGUCUGGGAAAUUUACCAAGUAGCAUAGCCAGUUCUUUGGCAAACAAUCAAAUGUCUAUUGCAAAUUCUAUGGGAGGUCUUCAAUCAUCAAUGAGCAUGGCUGCAAGUAGCAAUCCAGCCAUGUCAAUGCCUGGAAUGAAUUCUGGCCUAGUUAUGACCAGCAGUGCUAGUGGGAAUAACAAUAUGGGUGGAAUGGCAGGUGGAAGUUUAAUUGUAACCAACAGUUUGAACAAACAACCUUUGAAUGCUGGUACUAUGAUGGGCCCAAAUACUCAAGGAAUUCAUCAUCCUAGUGGACCACAUGGUGUUGGUCAAAUGCAAAAUGGUCCUGGAAUAAUGAACACCAGAGCUGUUGCAAUGCAACAACAACAGCAAGCUCAUAUGGUUUCCGCGACUAGAGGACAGAGUCCGCAUCAACAAGUGCAUCAAGUCGGUAUUGUUGGUACUGGUCAAGGUGGACCUCGAAUGCAAGCUCCACCGAAUAUGGCAAAUAUGCCAAACAUGGGACAAAUUAGUGGAUCAAGUCCUUACGGUUACGCACCUCCGAGCAGUGGGCCAGGACCUGUUACAGUAUGUACGAAUAGUCCUGUUGGAGUUGUUACGCCUCUACAGAAAGGGGUAGGAACGAAUAUGACUGCCAUGCAAGCUGCAAACAGAUUUGGAGGAACUACAGGUCCUAUUGGUUCUGCUACCGUUGUGGGCGGCCAAGAAGGUACUAUGACACAACAGACUCAACCACCUGCUCCAAGCCCAGCUCAAACACAAGCGGGUGCGCCAACCGGGAUACAACUUGGUUCGCAACAACCGUCUCAGGGCCAAAUAUCUGGUAUCGGUGCUCCAACUGGUGCUACGAAGUCGACCGCCGAUCCAGAAAAGCGAAAACUUAUACAGCAGCAACUGGUUCUUCUGCUUCACGCGCAUAAAUGUCAACGACGCGAGAAUCAAGCGAACAAUGGCGAUGUUCGUCACUGUACAUUACCAGAUUGCAAAACAAUGAAAAAUGUUCUGAACCACAUGACUGCCUGUCAAGCAGGGAAGACUUGUACAGUGCCGCACUGUAGCUCCUCUAGGCAGAUCAUUAGUCAUUGGAAACAUUGUAAUCGCAACGACUGUCCUGUGUGCUUACCGUUGAAGCAGGCGAACAAGAACAAAACAACAAACGCCGCUGCCGCGUCCACAUCACAACCAAAUAGCCAACCAAAUCCGAGUCCGACCGAGGUGAAAAGAGCAUACGAUGCUUUGGGUAUACAGUGUCCGACCACGACACCCGCUUUGGUGCCUGGUCAGUGCGUCACAAGGAGAAUACCGGCGCAAGGAAUGCAAGGAGCGACCGGUACGAUGGGAAAUGUUAGACUUGUACAACCUCCAUCUCAAACUGCUCCGGGUCAAUCUGUGGUCGGCGCUGGACAGCAAGUGGUUGCACCAAAUGUGUCCCUUCCUUUGAACUCCGACCCUAAUACAGUGGGAGUCGCCGGUAAUCAGGCUACGUCGACCAGCGGAGCUACACCUAUUGCUGCAGCGGCUCCCGCAAAUAUACCGCAAUCCGUGAAUGUGCAUCAGCUCUUCGGUUUGAACGAUUCAGGACAGCUGAGCGUCGCAGCUGAAAAUAGACUAGCUAGUCCCCAGCUUCCGGUUGGAGCCCAGCAGAGUCAAGUGACAGCGACACCGAUGCAGGAGACGAAGGAUUGGCAUUUAACCGUGACUCCGGACCUUCGAAAUCAUCUUGUUCAUAAAUUGGUACAAGCCAUAUUUCCAACCCCGGAUCCGAACGCCAUGCUCGACAAGAGAAUGCACAAUCUGGUAUCGUACGCGAGAAAAGUAGAAGGCGAUAUGUAUGAAAUGGCCAAUUCCCGGUCAGAGUAUUACCAUUUGCUUGCCGAGAAGAUCUAUAAGAUACAAAAAGAAUUGGAAGAGAAACGACAGAAGCGGAAAGAGCAACAGCAGCAACAACAGUUGCAGGCCCAACAGCAACAACAGCAGCAGCAACAGCCUCAACCGGGAUCCGCCGGAGCGGCUGGCCCAGGUUUGAGGCCGUCGUGUGCUCCGCCUGUUGUCGGGACUGUUCCGCAGUCGCGACCGGUAGGAACUGUCACACCUAACUUACGUAGUCAAUCACCUAGCAUGGCUCAACUCGGAACUUUACCUGCGAUAAAUAUUCCGCAUACCAGAAUGCCGUUUCCACAACAGCAACAGGUACAACAACAGCAAGCACAACAACAGCAGCAACAACAGGUACAAGUUCAAGCCCAAACCAAUGUCCAGGCUCAGGCUCAAGCACAAGCUCAGGCACAAGCUCAGGCUCAGGUUCAAGCUCAGGUGCAACAGCAAAUGCAACAACAGCAGCAACAACAACAACAACAACAGCAGCAGCAGCAGCAGCAACAACAACAGCAGCAACAGCAGCAGCAACAGCAGGGAAUUUUGGUUGGUCCGCCAGGCCCUAGUCCAAACGGACAAUCAACCUCGAAUCCCAACGUCGUUCCAAAUCCUGGUCUGAGUCCUUUCGGGCAACCGCAAUUGUCACAAGCGAAUCUGACAACAACUACCACAUCCGCAACAACUAGUCAAUUUCCAACCUCGAACGGUACUUCCGGUUUACCUAACAGUUCUCCUGUACAGAAUCAACACCAGUUCCCUGACAUUAUGAAGGUUCGGCUGACCCAAGCUCAGGUGAUCGCUCACCAGCACCAACAACAACAACAGCAGCAACAGUUGCAGCAAUCUCAGCAGCCGGCUCAACCGCAACCGCAGCAACAGCAGAGUCAAUCACAACCACAGCAACCGACUAGCACUUCGAAUCAGAGCGGUGCGUCGACGCUGAUGCCGCAAGCACCGUCGCCGUUCAGCGUGACUAUGCAGCCGCAAAGUAAUCAACAGCAAACACAGCAACAGUUCAGCAAUAGUCGACCUUUAUCGGUGUCGACGCCCAGCGACAGCGGUAUCAGCACAUCAACACCUCAAACAAUACCACCUCCCGUGUCCAGCGGGCCUAGUCCCGGUCCGGCGACGACAUCGAACGGACCUCAGUCUACAACUUCCACACCCAACACACCGUUAGUUCCUUCGUUGAUGACUCCGAACCAGACAGUCUCUUCCGCCAACCAAACACCACCACAUCCAGGUACCACGCCGUCACCGGCUGGUCUCGCUAGCCUCGGAAAAGGCAUGACAUCACAGGAACGUGCUGCUUUGAACGCGCCGAGGGCUUCGUCCCGAUCCUCUCAGAUGGCCGCCAUCGCGUCUGCCUUAGACCGUGAUAAUUCUCCUAGUCCACCGAUGAAUAACAAUAAGGGUAAACUAGACUCCAUCAAGGAGGAGAACAUGAAGAUGGAGAUCGAACAAGAUGACGGUUCCGAUGGCCAUCGAAUGGACGGCGGAAAAAGCGUGAAUAACGAAGUGCCGAUCAAGUCCGAAAUCAAAACAGAACCGAUGGAGGAAGGACCUGGUGAAGGUAUUGUUAAAGAGGAGGCUUCCGGAAUCAAGGAAGAACCAAUGACGCCAAUGUCUGGUCAGGAUGCAACCGCACCUGAUAUCAAACCAAUGGUUCCCGAACCGAUACAACCGAGCGGUACCUCCGCGGAUAAGAAACGGUUGUGCUUGUUCAAGCCAGACGAGCUGCGUCAAGCACUGAUGCCUACCUUGGAAAAGCUCUACCGUCAAGAUCCAGAAUCUAUACCAUUCAGGCAACCGGUGGAUCCACAAGCACUAGGAAUCCCGGAUUAUUUCGACAUCGUUAAGAAACCGAUGGAUCUGUCCACGAUCAAGAGGAAACUCGACACGGGUCAGUAUAGCGACCCGUGGGAGUACGUUGACGACGUGUGGAUGAUGUUCGACAACGCGUGGCUAUAUAAUCGUAAGACGUCGCGAGUGUACAGAUAUUGUACUAAGUUAUCAGAAGUUUUCGAGCAGGAGAUAGAUCCUGUGAUGCAAGCCCUGGGCUAUUGUUGCGGAAGGAAGUACACGUUCAAUCCGCAGGUUUUAUGUUGUUAUGGGAAACAACUUUGUACGAUACCCAGGGACGCGAAGUACUACUCCUAUCAGAAUAGUCUAAAGGCAUAUGGUCUUGUUUCCGACAGAUACACCUUCUGUCAGAAAUGUUUCAACGACAUUCCUGGUGACACUGUGACGUUGGGAGAUGAUCCAACGCAACCUCAGACUGCUAUUAAAAAGGAACAGUUCCAGGAAAUGAAGAACGAUCACUUGGAAUUGGAACCUUUUGUCGUGUGUACAGACUGCGGUAGAAAAGUGCAUCAGAUCUGCGUGCUUCAUAUGGAGUCCAUUUGGCCUCUAGGGUUCACUUGUGAUAAUUGUUUGAAGAAGAAAGGACAAAAGCGUAAAGAGAAUAAGUUCAACGCGAAACGCUUGCCAGUGACGAAGUUAGGAACUUACAUAGAAACGCGAGUGAAUAACUUUUUGAAGAAAAAGGAAGCCGGCGCUGGUGAGGUCGCGAUUAGGGUUGUGGCGUCCAGCGACAAGGUGGUGGAGGUCAAACCUGGCAUGAGGAGCAGAUUCGUGGAGAACGGUGACAUGCCCGGCGAAUUUCCGUACAGGGCAAAAGCCUUGUUUGCAUUUGAGGAGGUCGACGGCACGGACGUUUGCUUUUUCGGCAUGCAUGUUCAGGAAUAUGGCAGCGAGUGCACGCCACCUAAUACCAGAAGAGUCUAUAUUGCUUACUUGGAUUCUGUACACUUUUUCCGGCCUAGACAGUUUCGCACAGCGGUCUACCACGAGAUACUUCUUGGGUAUUUGGACUACGCAAAACAGCUUGGAUACACCAUGGCUCACAUUUGGGCUUGUCCGCCUUCCGAAGGAGAUGAUUACAUCUUUCACUGCCAUCCGCAAGAGCAAAAGAUUCCAAAGCCUAAAAGAUUGCAGGAAUGGUACAAGAAAAUGUUGGACAAAGGCAUGGUCGAGAGGAUUGUACUGGAUUACAAAGACAUUUUAAAACAAGCGAUGGAAGACAAACUUUCAUCCGCCGCCGAUUUACCGUAUUUCGAGGGUGAUUUCUGGCCAAAUGUCUUGGAAGAAAGUAUCAAGGAGUUGGAUCAAGAGGAAGAAGAGAAACGCAAACAGGCAGAAGCUGCGGAAGCUGCUGCUGCUAAUGCGAUUUUCUCAAUGUCGGAAGAUUCUGAGACAGGUCCCGAUGGCAAGAAAAAGGGACAAAAGAAAGCCAAAAAGUCGAAUAAAUCCAAAGCGAAUCAAAGAAAAAAUAGUAAAAAGUCUAAUACUCCGCAAACAGGGAAUGAUCUCUCGGCAAAAAUAUUUGCGACCAUGGAGAAGCAUAAAGAAGUAUUCUUUGUUAUCAGGUUGCAUAGCGCUCAAAGUGCAGCCAGUUUAGCACCGAUUCAAGAUCCUGACCCCGUUAUCAACUGUGACCUUAUGGAUGGUCGCGACGCUUUCCUCACGAUGGCUAGAGAAAGACAUUACGAGUUCUCUUCUUUGAGGCGUGCGAAGUUUAGUUCUAUGUCCAUGUUGUACGAACUGCACAACCAGGGCCAAGAUAAAUUUGUUUAUACUUGUAAUAAUUGUAAGAGUCAUGUAGAAACAAGGUACCACUGUACGGUUUGUGAUGAUUUUGACCUAUGUAUAAGUUGUAAAGAAAAGGAUGGUCAUCCUCAUCAUAUGGAGAAACUUGGUUUAGAUUUGGAUGAUGGUUCAUCGCCGGCCGAUGCCAAGCAAGCAAAUCCUCAGGAGGCGCGCAAACUGUCGAUACAAAGAUGUAUUCAAUCACUGGUGCAUGCGUGUCAGUGCAGAGACGCCAACUGUCGACUACCCAGUUGUCAGAAGAUGAAGAGAGUAGUGACGCAUACGAAGAUUUGCAAGCGAAAGACGAACGGUGGUUGUCCAAUAUGUAAACAAUUGAUCGCGUUAUGCUGCUACCACGCUAAACACUGCCAGGAGACUAAAUGUCUCGUCCCAUUCUGUUCGAAUAUCAAACACAAGCUGAAGCAACAACAGCUUCAGCAAAGGUUACAGCAAGCGCAAUUGUUAAGAAGGAGAAUGGCUGUGAUGAAUACAAGACCGACAGGUCCAGUCGGUGCAAUGCAAAGUGGUCAACAGACAUCCAAUGUUACUAUGCCAACUGGCGUUGCUAUGAAACCAGGAGUCAGUCCUACGAAUUUACCCUCGCCGCAUCAAGCCGGAAUAGGAUUGAAGCCUGGAACACAAACUCCACCCGCACACGUCCUCCAGGUUGUUAAACAGGUGCAAGAAGAAGCUGCUAGGCAACAGGCACCGCAUGUUAAUUAUGGAAAGGUGACACCUGGUGGUGGAGUUGGCGUCGGAGUCGGCGUAGGAGGACAAACGGGCGGGGUGAUGCCUCCACCACAAAUGCAACGACCAAUGCCCGUCCAAAUGCCAAAUCCCGGCGGUACUCAUCUUAUUCCAAUGGAUCAGUGGACACCAAGUAGGUAUCAGCCGAAUGCAGUAAUGCAACAAAGUCCAGGUUUGAGGCAGCAAACACCGCAGCAGUUGAUGCAGCAGCAACAGCAACACCAAGGACAACCGGUGAUAGGAAUGGGAGGACAGAUGCCUAGACAGCCUGGCAUAAUCGGUGCUCCCGUCAGUCAAGUGGGCUCGCAGGCCCAGAACACCGCGAUGCACAAGCAAGUGUUGCAACAGUUGAUGCAAACGCUGAAGAAUCCCCACACGCCCGAGCAACAAAACCAAAUACUACAAAUACUCAAAAGCAAUCCACCGAUAAUGGCUGCGUUCAUCAAGCAACGGGCGCUUGCCCUUCAGCAACAAAGUGGUGGUCAAUACGGUGGAGGAGUCGCCGGACCUCUGGGUCCUAAUCAGCCGCAACAGCAACCAAGUUUGCAGCAUAUGAUGUCCCAGCAGCAGCACCAGCAACAGCAACAACAGCAGCAGCAGCAUCAACAGCAGCAGCAACAGCAGCAAGGUAGAAUGCAGAUACAAGCAAUGUUGAACCAGCAGCAGCAGCAGCAGCAACAACAACAGCAGCAACCGGUUCAGCAGCAGCCGCAAUGGUAUAAACAGCAGAUGCUUGUGAUGCAGAGACAACAACAGGCUCAGCAGCAGCAGCAACAACAGCAGCAGCAGCAACAACAACAACAACAGCAACAGCAACCGUUCACGCAACCACCUGCACCUCCUUACGGUCAACAACGACCGAUAAGGCCGUCCCUUCUCGGUAAGAGUCACUAUUUGAUUGCCGACAAAACGAGAUUCGUCGAGCCGGUUGGUUCGUGGUCUAACGUCUGCCACGACUCCGCGUAUUCUUCCUCAGGUUACGGUGGCUUUAGUGAACAAGGCUACGGUCAGCCGGGUUUAAAGCCGACGCCGCCACCGAUACCCUCCCCGCAGGGCGUGAUGGGGCCGCCGGGGAUCUCUGUACAGCAACAGCUCAUGCAGUCAGUUCGGUCUCCGCCGCCCAUUCGAUCUCCUCAACCGAAUCCCUCGCCGCGAGCGGUUCCAUCCCCGCGCAAUCAACCAGUUCCUUCGCCUCGAUCGGGGCCGGUGCCAUCGCCACACCACCACCCACCCCACGGCACGCCGACCCACUCACCUGCCCAUGAGCUCGGUGGGCCCAGCGAGAUGAUGCUCUCGCAGCUAAAUGGCGGCACGGGGGCCCCGACCGGACAUCCGGGCGCUAUGCCGCAUCACCCGUCGCCGGCGCCGCCGCCGACCAGCGGCGCGGACUCCAGUGAAGUGACGCCAAUGACACCACAAGACCAACUCUCCAAGUUCGUCGAAGGAUUGUAGUGACUGUUAGUGAAGUCGGUCGAUGCUACGAGUGACUACAUAAACAACGGAUCGGGCGGUGAUGAUGCCGUCCACCGUUUCAAGGACGGUCGCUGUUGCAGCCUCCGUCGCCAUGAGGCGGCGCCGGCCGUGCAACCCCCAUCCGUUCUGCGUUCCUAGCUUCGCGGAGAGAGAGAGAGAGCGCGCGCGCGAGAGAGAGAGAGCGAGAGAAAGCGAGAGCGAGAGAGAAACAGAGCGAAAGCGAGAUAGAUAGAUGACGAUACGACGACGAGACAAUGAUAAUGAAGAUGAUGCCGACGAUGACGGUGACGAUUGACAAUGAUCCGGCUACCGGAUUAUUCCGCGACGGUACCAUCCACCUCCCCCCUCCCCCCGCUGUGGUGCGACCAAAUUAAUCCGAAACGACGCGUGUUCCCUCUUUUUAUCUCCGACGUUAAGGUGCAGGAGCGACGAUACAGCGUGAUUUGAUGGAAGUGGUGCUGUUUUAGGAGACGCGCCGCGAUGAUGCUACAGCUGGCUCAAUGGACACUUUGAACUUCUUACGUUAAAACUCUGUACUGUUCGUACCUCGACCUCUCGGCCACCCCUCAUCGCCAUCUUAACACACACAUACAUGCAUACGUACUCACGACGAGUCCCAUUACUGCUAUUCCGUAAUCGAGAUCCAGUGGCAAAUUGAUUCGAAACCAGAAGAGAGACUAUCGAUACGUUCUCCCUUAGAUACAAACACAUUGAAAAAUUAUCUUGAGUCCUGUUCCUGCAUUCCCUACGAGUACAUCUCUAUAUACACACACGCACUCACGCGCGUGCACACACACAUACACACGUACACAAAGCGAGAGAGAGAGAGAAAGAGAGAGAGAGAGAUACAUCCAAACACACGACCUUUUUCAUCUUUACCACCUUCCCUCCGCUGCUGCUCGUGCAGGCUGAGUGAAAUCGUACAAAUGUGUUGUGUAUACUUAACGUUAAUUAAUAAUUAAUAGUUCAAAUACUAUUAGCGUAGCGAUUAUAUGCAGUUAUUAUAUACCACUAUUAUUAUUAUCGUGACGAGAUGCAAAAGUAUAUAUAUAAACGAAAAAAGUGGAGAAGCCGAGGACUACUGUAUGAAAGUGAGAAUGAGUAAGCGUGAGCGAGUGUGCGUGAGAGCGAGCAAUGAAAACGAUAUAAUUGAAAGUGGGGCGAGAAAUAACAAAAAUGGUAAAUAAUCUGACACACACACACACAACGUUGUAAUGUAAGGAAGGGAGAACAGAGAGAUUUAGUGGGAGAUGAAAAGAAGUUAAGUAAUGUUUACUUAGGCUAAUUUGUUAAGAGAUCGCUACGGCUGGUCCCCGGAGGUGGUUAGCAGCCACGGACCGGCGUUAAAUUUUAUGGAUACACAUUCUGGCGAAGAGUACGGCGAACGGAUGUUAAAUAGUCUCCGAUCCUCGGUUGAUCGGCUAGACACGGGGAUCGUUCGGAGAGUGUGUGAGAGAGAGAAAGAGAGAGAGAGGGGGACGAAAAAUGUGAGAAUGGAAACGAUCUCUCCUCUCGACAAAGGACGGGGACGGGACGAGUGCGGAUUAAAGGUGUCGCAACCAAAAAUAAGUAGAAAUUCAUGACGAGCUACUGUUUCGCUGGCCACGGGAGGGAUUUAUAUAUUAAAAAUGGAGAAAAGAAUCGUGUUAAUUUUUGCAAGAACGAUGGAGAAAAGCAAACACAAAGAGUUCUGUCGCAACAAAAACCGAUCGGGGUGGGCCCGACAUGUACAGUUCAAUCAAAAUGUAGCUAUGAAAGCGUAAACCUAAAACUCAGGGCCCCCCCCCAACCAUGGAAAAGCGUUCUGUACAUACUAUACUAUUAUUACGAUAAUAAUAACGAUUAUUAUUAAUUU